This is a messenger RNA of Schistosoma rodhaini, 6294 nucleotides long. The record is from the annotation of a GenBank genome assembly. NCBI's taxonomy places the organism in Eukaryota, Metazoa, Platyhelminthes, Trematoda, Strigeidida, Schistosomatidae.
AUGAAUACUAAUCAUAUUAACAGUGAGUAUAAUGUAUCGCAAUCCUCACGUACUACUACUACUACCACUAGUGAUACCGACAUUGAUGGGAUUUAUUCAGAUGAUACAGAGAGUAUGAUUAAUCAUGCAAGAAGUUCACCAAUGAAUGAAAGUAUAGAUACAAUUGCUAAUACAACUAGAAUGACGCCAACGUCAACACCAACAACAACACCACCAUCACUGACACCAAAAAGUAACACUGAUGAUGAUGACAAUGUUGAGGAUGAUGACGAUGAUCAGAGUGAACGAGAUGGUAAUCAUCAUCAUACUUAUGAUACUAAUUCACAUACAACUAUUGAUGAAGAUUUAAUGACUAGUUAUGAAGCUUCAAUUGAUAUAGAAUAUAAUGAGAAUAUCAUGAAUAUUAACAAUAAUCAUGAUGAAUUACAUAAUGCAUUAAUUGAUGAAUCAUUUCCAGUAAAUUUACCAAAUUCAAUGAAGAAAACAGAGAAACAAGUAACAUUUCAAGAUAUUGUUGAAAUUUCAUCUUUCUAUUCUAUAACAAAUGAAUCACAAGAAUCAAUUACACAUCAUUAUGAAGAUGGUGAUGAUGAGAAGGAGGAUGAUUAUAAUGAUGAUGAUGAUGAUGAGGAUCUUGAUGAAGAAGAAAUGAAAGUGAUAGAAAAGAAGAGUGUGAAUAAAAAACUAAAAAACGGAAUUAAUUCAAAUGAUCAUAAAGGUGGAUUAGUAUUAACAACAGCAGCAGUAGGAAAACAAAACAUCAAAAAUAGUUCAGAUAGUAAUGAGAUUCUUUCAGAAAAAGAUUUAUUAAGUUUAUAUACAGAUUGGGCGAAUCAUUAUUUGGAAAAAGCAAAUUAUUCAAAUUUAAUUAAAAAUAUACAGAAGGAUUUAUCCAAUGGACUGUUGUUAGCUGAUAUUAUACAUGCAGUAGCUAAUAUCAAAGUUCAACGUCUAUGCCAAAAUCCAAAAACAUCUGCACAAUCUCUUCACAAUGUAUUGGCUUGCUUUCAAGUACUUCAGUUGCUUGGUAUUGAAACAAAUGGAUUUACUGCUCAAGAUAUUGUUGAUAGUAAACUAAAGUAUAUACUUGGUCUAUUUUUCAAUUUAUCUAAAUUUAAACAACAAACAAGACAAUUAAAACAAUCACAAGUAUAUCCAACUUCAUCUACUUCAUCAUUCUUCUCAACAUCAACUGAAGUGGCCUAUACAUCUUCAAUGAUUCAAUUACAAAAAAAUCAUAUACCUAAUGAACCGGAUAUACACUACUAUCAUCAUGAUCAUCCACAAGAUUCAUUAAUAGUGAAAGAAAAUCAUUUACAUUGUCAACAUCAAUCAAUACCACCUAGACCACCAUCACGUACUACUACUACUACUACUAUCACUACUACUACUACCACUACUACUACUAUCACUACUACUACUACCACUACUACUAACAAUCUUAAUAGUAGUUUAUCAAAACAAUCUAAAUAUCAAUCUGUAAAUAAACAAGAAAAUAUCUUAACAGGACAAUUAAAAAGCCCAAUUAAAACGAAUAAUAAUGAAGUAUCCAAUCCAUGUUAUAGUAGUCCUUUAAUAUUGAACAAGAAUAUCACUAAUCAACAUAUUCAUGGAAUUAAUGCAUCAUUAAAUUUUACUAAACCAAAUGUUACAUCAUUACGUUUUCCUUCAUCUAUUAUAAUUAAUACAACUUAUAAUAGUACAUUACCAUCUUCAACAAAUUCCAUUUGUAAUGCCAAACCAUUAUCACCACAACAUCAAUUGAACAGUCGUCAAUUUAUUCCAAGAGCAAAUCAUCUAGGUGAUAUCAAAGGUAAAAGUCAAAAAUUAAAUCAAUCUUAUAAAAAAUCUUAUGAUUAUCAAAAUAUUAGUUCUUGUACAGUGAAUAGUGACACUAGUAAUCCAUGUAAUAGUAUUAGUUCGUCUUCGACCCGAAGUAAUAAACUACAGCAGAAAACACUUACUACUCCGAUAUCAUCAUCAUUAUCCUCGACAAGAAUAACAACAACAACAACAACAACAACUUCGAUAACAACAGUGACAGCAACCUCACCUACUACCCCUACUGUACCAACAACAUUAAUCUGGAAUAAUAAACAACAAUAUAGACAACUGAAUACAUCUAGUGAUGUUGUAUAUGAUUCAACAACUACAACCACCACAACAACAACAGAUGAACUACUAUCACAACAACAGAACAAAUUAUCUGAGCAUAAAAGUGCUCCAGUCGGUAUUAGUACUAAUCAUUUGAAUAAAUUAAAUAUAUGCAAUCAAUUUAAAGCAUCGAGUUUUGAAAGAUCAGGAUUAAAAUCUGUAUCUGAUUUGAAUAUUAAAUCAUCCAAACCGAAACCCAAUCAUCAUCAUAACAAUCAAAAACAAAGAAAUUCUCCAUCACCAAAAAAGCCAUCAAUCAAUAAAUUGUCACCAAGUGAAAAUAAAUUUACAACAGGGAGUAUAUCACCACCAUCAUCAUCAACAUCAUCACCAUUAUCUGGUAUACCAAUGCCACGUCAAUUCAAUUUAUAUCAACAAUCUAAUAUGAAUUCAUAUCAUAUGUCCUCUUCAUCAUCAUCAUCAUCUUCAAAGAUUAAAGAAUCACCAACAAAAUUAGAUCGUAUUCCAUAUUUGAAUAGUCCAUCACAAAAUCAAUCAACUAUAGAUAACCAUUCAAUGAAUAAUACUACUUAUAAUAAUAAUAAUCUAAAUAUAAGUAGUAUAGAUAAUACAUAUCAAUCAACAAAUAUACAACCACGUAUAACAUUAAGUCAAUAUUAUCAUACUACACAGAAACAAUAUCCAUAUUAUAAUCAAUCUAUAACAAGUAUGAAUAAAUUAUCUGGAAAUAUUAAUCAUACUACUAGUAAUACUACUACUAAUAAUACUACUAUUACUACUCCAAUGACUAUUCAUCAACCAAAUACAAAUCAAACAAUAAAACAUAUAACUACAUCUCAAGAAAUAUCAUCAUCAUCGACAAAUUACCCACCUCCUUUGCCGCCACCGCCGCUGCCUCAUCAUCAUAAUCAUCAUUCACAUCAUCAACAACAACAACAUCAACAUCAUCCUAUCCAACAUCCAAAUACAUUUAUCUCUGGAACAAAUGAAUUUCAACAUCCAAUGAUACCAGAGAGAUCUCAUUCAAUCAAUCCAAUAUCAUCGAGUACAACACAACCAUUAAUGUCAAAUUAUCUUCAUGAUACACGACGUUAUAUGACAGGAAAUAGUAUAUUUGAACAAAGGCCUAAUCCACAACACCAAUUUCAACCUACCCAACAAAUUCAUCAAUCAAAUUCCCAUAUCAUCAAAACUGGUAUUCCUUAUUCAAAUGAUACUAAUGUUAUUUGUUCUACAGUGAAUCAAUCAGUACCCAUGGGCCUACCACCAACACCACCAUCAUUCACACAAUAUACACAAAUACACAAUCAUCCAUCUAAUAUAAAUAUACAACAAUAUACACCUAUAAUUCAACCAUUUGUUCCACCAAUUUCAUAUCGUCCAGCUGCUCAAGCGCCCAAUUCCAAUUUUAUGCCCAUUUCACAUUGUAAUUAUUCAAACGUAACAAAUAUUGCUCCUGCUGUUGCCAUGACGACUACCACUAUUACUACUACUACUAUUUCUACUAUUAAUGGUAUUACUACAACUACUACAACUGUAAACAAGAAUAAUGCAUUUAUAAAUCGUCGUGUUAGAAUUCAAGAUAGCUCAAGUCAAGCUCAAAAUUUAUCUAAUCAUCAAUCCAUGCAUUCAGGACAACAAAUGAAUACAACAACAAAAACUAGACAAGAAAUGAAUGUGACUACUACUACUACUGCUACUGCUACUAGUAGUGGUGGUGCACCAAACAACCUGACAUACAAACAUUUGCCUAAUAUGUCCUCUCAAACACAAAAUGUGAAAGAAAUUACCAAUCCUUCAUCAGAAACUAUUCAUUCCAAUCAUUUUCCUUAUCAAUCUGAGACAUUUAAUUCUAUUCAACCUACUGGAAUAUACACAACAGUGUCUACAUCCUCAGGGAUAACAUCCGUAACAAUAGCUAAUACAACUCUGACGAUUAACAGGACAGAACAACAAUCAUCGACACCAAUCAAUAAUAAUCCAUCCAUUUCAUCAUCAUCAUAUCAUAGAAGUUUAAGCAAAAAGCCAACAGACAAUACAGAACAACGUCGUAAAGCUCGUGAAUUAUAUGUUGCUUUAAAGCAACGUUAUCCAUCAACUAAUCAUAAUAAUUCUGUCAAUCCAUCUCACCGCCAUCAGCAUCAGCAUCAGAAUCAUCAUCAUAUUAAUGCUGAUGAUGAUGAUCAUUUAUCUCAGACACAAACAUCUGAUAUAAAAACUCUUAUAAAAACAAAUCAGAAUAAUGAAACUAUCAAUGUAUUGGAAGAACAUAUAGAUUGUUCUGAAAGUAACAUACAAAUGAUCCCGUCAAAAUUUAUUGAGAUCAAUCGAAAUGAUCCCGAUCAUCACCACCACCACCACCAACAACAACAACAACCCAAUUUAUGUGUAUCCAAGACGACCAAUCCCUUACAAUCUAAUUCAAUCAAUGAAACUAUGCAACAACCAUGUAUAAAAACAGAUAAUAAUUAUCAAAUUCAUCGAACCUAUUGUGGUUAUCAAUCGGAUAGUGCAAUGGAUUCCAAUGAUUUACUAAAUCAUAAUUCAAAUUUAACCUUACCAUUUCAUACAAAACAAUUAUAUAAUUCUAAUAUCAUUGGAUCAUUACCAAGAAAUUUACAUCAUUCAUAUUCUACUGUAUAUCAAUCGAAGAUGUUCAAUUUGAAUCCCAUGAAACCGUCUACUAAUCAUGAACAACAACAACAACAGCAGGGGGGAGUAGGAGGAGCAGCAGGAGAACGAAGAGAUGAAGAAGAGAAUCUAGGCAAUUAUGCACGUCGUAUGCAUGAACGAUUACAAGAAGGAAUGAGAGAAGCGCAAGAAUCAUUAUGGAUGCCUGAUUUACCAGAAUUAAAUAAGAUGAAUCGAUUAAGUAGUAGUUCAUCAAUGAAUAAUAAUGGUAAUAAUAGUUCAUCGAUUACACAGUUAUCUGAUGGAAUAACAAAUUUAAGUUCAAGUAUGGAUAGAAAAAAACGAACAAUAUUGAAAGAAAUCAAAUCAGAACAAACAACUCAAAUUAAAAAUUUCAAUAAUAAAAUAGAAAAUUCUAAUAUGGACAAUCAUUUAUCACCGUCACCAUCAUCACCACCACCGCCAUCAUCACCAUCGGCAUCAUCACCAUCGACAUCAUCACCAUCAACAUCUUUAUUCACUAACUCUAUAAGCAAUAAUAAUAAUCAUUCACCUUUAAAUUCAAGGUUAUAUUGGUGUAAUAAAUUACAUAAUAAUCAACCAAUGAUAAACAAUUACAAUUUACAAUCCAUUCAUAAUAAUGAAUAUUCUAAUAUGGAUAUAAAAAAUGGUGUAUGUUCCGAUGUGGAAGAUUUAUUAAAUCAACAUGAAAGACGAUUAAUGUCAACGUCAGGAAAUGAUAGCGAUAAGAAUGUCAAUGAAUUAAUAAAAUUCAACUCAGCUUCAGAUACAGAAGAAUUUCUUUCUAAUGACUACAGAAUUCAAGCAUCGAUAAGAGCUAUGAAUUAUGGUCACAUGGGAUGUGAUCCAAUUCAACCAUCAUCAUACAAUUGGUUACGUAAAGUUAAUAACAAUGAAACUGUUGGAGAUGGAUUGCAUAAUCGUUAUUUUAUUCCACCAAGAUUAUGUAAUCUAGAUUCUAGUAUAAAUCAGUCAGAUGGGUUUGUUUCCACAUCUGGUAUAUCACAACAACAAAGUUUACUGACAAGAGCAAGACGACGACAAAUUGACGGUAGAUCAUUAUCAUCAUCUAUCGCAAAGCAUGAUGAUGCUGAAAGAAUAUAUGGAAUAGUUCCAUUAUCACCAUCUUAUUUAUAUAAUCAAUUUAUGCCAUCUACUGGUUUAAUGAUUAAAGGAAUGAUGAGUAAUAGUAGUAGCAGUAGUACUCGAACUAAUCAAGAUAAUGAGAUACAUUUUCCAGGAACUAUAAGUGCACCACCUGGAACACCAAUUAAAUUACCAUAUGCUGCUCCAGCCAGUCUAAUUGGUACAACAUCCGGUUUUAGUUGCCCAGAAUCUGGUUCACAAAUAAUCAAUGGAUUAGGAGUGAAUGGUUCAAGGCUAUCGCUUACUUCAAAUGGAUCUUGUGUAUCUACGGUAGAGGAAAAACAAGCUGAAGAGAUACAAAAACUUAAACGUAAACUUGAACAAGCUGAGAAAAAAGUUAAUGAAUUAACAACUCAAUUGACAACUAAUGUAAGUGUAUGA